AUGGACCUACUUCCGGCCCAGGAGGCAGCGCGCAUUUACCACACCAACUAUGUGAGGAACUCACGGGCCAUCGGCGUCCUGUGGGCCGUGUUCACCAUGUGCUUCGUCAUCAUCACGGUGGUGGUAUUCAUCCAGCCUUUCUGGAUCGGCGAUAGCGUCAACACGCCGCAGGCGGGCUACUUUGGGCUUUUUCACUACUGCAUCGGCAACGCGCUCACCUCGGAGCUCAUCUGCAAGGGCAGCCUCCUAGACUUCGGCUCCAUCCCAUCACCGGCCUUCCGCACCGCCAUGUUCUUUGUGGCCACGUCCAUGCUGCUGGUGGUGGCCACCACGGUGUGCUUCAGCCUCUUCUUCUUUUGCAACGCUGGCAGCGUCUACAAGAUUUGCGCCUGGAUGCAGCUGGCCUCUGCCGUUUUGAUGGUGAUGGGCUGCAUGAUCUAUCCCGACGGCUGGGAUGCCCCCGAGGUCAAGAGGAUGUGCGGCCAGCGGACGGAUAAGUACAGCCUGGGGAACUGCACGGUGCGCUGGGCCUACAUCUUGGCCAUCAUUAGCAUCCUGGACGCUCUCCUGCUGGCCUUUCUCUCCUUCACAUUGGGCAACCGGCAGGACAAACUGCUCCCGGAAGACUUUGAGGCGGAGGGUGCAGGUAAGGCCUUACCAGGGGGGAACGCAAGAUGUUGUGUUGAUGUUACAAUUAAAAGUUAA
Molecule: messenger RNA, 705 nt
Organism: Syngnathus typhle (broad-nosed pipefish)
Lineage: Eukaryota; Metazoa; Chordata; Actinopteri; Syngnathiformes; Syngnathidae
Gene: lhfpl5b
Product: LHFPL tetraspan subfamily member 5b
Exons: 2
Coding region: 1-705 (234 amino acids)
Biological process (GO): sensory perception of sound; detection of mechanical stimulus involved in sensory perception
Cellular component (GO): plasma membrane
Source: RefSeq, a predicted model, not a curated record